This is a messenger RNA of Zingiber officinale, 2301 nucleotides long. RefSeq names its product condensin complex subunit 2-like. The transcript is spliced from 13 exons. NCBI's taxonomy places the organism in Eukaryota, Viridiplantae, Streptophyta, Magnoliopsida, Zingiberales, Zingiberaceae. Gene Ontology annotation, cellular component: condensin complex. Gene Ontology annotation, molecular function: chromatin binding. Gene Ontology annotation, biological process: mitotic chromosome condensation. Bases 92 to 2083 code for a protein of 663 amino acids. The record is from RefSeq and is a predicted model, not a curated record.
UCGGCUCGUUGAAGUGAGAGGCAGAGAGAGAGAGAGAGAGAGAGAGAGGGAACUCAAAUUCUAAUUUCCGAUCCCGCUUUGGUACUCUGCGAUGGGCGACUGCAGUCCCUCGGUGACGGCGCCUCAUCCACUGCCGUCGAAGACCCCGAUGGCCUCGCGGUUGCAGUCCCCUCCCUUCCACCUCGGAUCCAACAACGACGAGCUCGAGCGCGCACAGGCGCGUGCCGCCGCCCGCGCUGCUUCCGUCCGCCGCAAGUCCGUCGUCCCUAGCCAGCCGCUCUUCUCCGAGAGCAGAAAUGAUAUCAUGGACAGGAGCCAGAUCAUGGAUCUCUUCCACAACUGCAUCAAGCUGGCCAGCGAAAACAAGAUUAACCAGAAAAACACAUGGGAGCUGAGCCUUAUAGAUCAUCUCAGUGAGAUCAUCAGAGUGAGCCCUGAAGAUGACGAGGAGACCAAUUUCCAGAAGGCAAGUUGUACUUUGGAAGCUGGAGUGAAGAUUUACUCAAUGAGAGUAGAUUCCGUGCACUCAGAAGCAUAUAAAGUUCUUGGAGGGAUAAAUCGUGCUGGGAGAGAAGAAGAUAAUGACACCACUGAAAUGGGGGACAAUAUUGAUGUUGCACAAACAGAUGACGUCUCUAAGAAGGAAUUGGAAAGAAAGCUUUCGCCCUUAUCAACAUUGGAAUCAUCUUUUGAAGCCCUUAACAUAAAAAAGUUUGAUGAGGCAUUUAUUGUGGAUCCUCUGUAUCAUCAGACUUCUGCACAAUUUGAUGAAGGUGGUGCUAAGGGUCUUCUAUUGAACAACCUUGGGGUUUAUGGUGGUUGCCGUGUACUUUUUGAUUCAUUUGAAUGUCCAGAAAGGAGCAUGUCAACAGUUGAAACUGAGGGACCUGAACUAAUUGAUCUUUCUUUUGCUAAAGAUUACAUUGAGAAAAUGAUGAUCUGUAUGCUCACGGCAAAUGAUAUUUCACCCACUCUAAAGGAUAUCCUGAAUCAAUUUGAUGAAGAAAAUCGUAGGCCAGAUAUAAAUGAUUCACCUCAGGAGCCAAUUACUGAGGAUUUUCCCGAAGGAAAUGACCAAAUCGAUGUUGGAGAGAAUGGAUUUGAUGAUGAUUGUGGAGCUUGGAACCUUGAUCAUGAUGAUCGUCUUAGUGUAGCUGAUGACAACUCAACUAACAUAAACCUAAAUUAUGCAAAUGAUCUGGAGGAGGAUUUUGAAUGCAACUUUAAUGGACCUAAUGUGGAAGAGAAGUUUGAAAAAAUUACUGAUUUCUUGUCUGUAGGAUUGGGGUUUACUUCAAAAUCAAAUGCAUGGGCAGGACCUGAUCAUUGGAAAUAUAGAAAAGCAAAGGGUUUAGAUCAAAAACAAUCAUUGGAUACGAACACUGAAUCAGUAAGCAAGAAAUCAAAGAACCGGAAGGAUGUUAAUGAUAUUGAUUUUACAAAAUCACUGGAAAUUGAUAUGUCAAAUAUCUUUGCACCUCCAAAGAAUCCAAAGUCAUUGCUAUUGCCUGCAAACAAAGCAACAUGUAUUACUUCGCUCCCUGAAGAUUGUCACUAUCAACCAGAAAGUCUUGUCAAAUUGUUUUUAUUACCAAAUGUUAUGUGUCUUGGAAAGAAAGGAAGACAGCUUUCUGAUGAACCAAGACAAAAUGAUGGGAGCUAUGUGGCAUCAUGGGAAAAUGAUAGUACAUGUGAUAACUUUGAUGAUGGACUUGCCUUCGGUGAUACAGAUGAUCAAGGGAGUCUUGUUCGUCAACCUCGCCAGGUAAGCAAAAUAGACAUCCAGUAUGACAAAGUAUCGAAACAAGUUGAUGUUCAUGCACUGAAAAAUAUGCUCUGGAAUCAUAUGCAAAAAUCAGUGCAAGUCUCUUAUGAGAGUCAGGAUUCUGAAGCCACAGUUUAUCUGACACAGAUUUUACUCCACCUCCCAAUUGACUGCUCAUUAGAUUCAGCCAAAGAUAUAUCUCCCCAUUUGACUUUCAUUUGUCUGCUGCAUUUAGCAAAUGAGCAUUGUUUGCGCAUCCAUGAUUGUCCUACCAUGGAUGAACUCGAAAUUGUCAUUCCAUCCUCUGCACUAAAAUGAUGAAUACUAACUGUAUGGCGCUACCAUGGAGUUGGAAUAUGUAAAUUUGCAGGUUUGAUAUUGUAUUUGGAGAUGUUUUAGAGAGCGACAUUUUAUUUGUAUACAGUGAAAAUCAUGGAGCUAAUGGAGAAUCGUGGAGCACAUGAUCCAUGACAAAAUACUUGCUUUGUAUUAUCGAGGUUAAACCUCUAUUUAUGAAGACUGCUCUCUUGACUCUA